UCUUACCCAUCAUUUUCUCUCUCCUACUUCCCGGUUUUUUUUCUUCUAUCCCUCGCUUUCGACCCGUUUAAAUUUCCGCCCUUUUUCCCAAUUUUGUCACUUUUUCUUCAUUUUUAAUUUUUGUAAUUUUUUUCUCUCCAAUUUCUGCGCUCUCAAUAAACCCUAAAAAUGGAGGACCAGCAAAGAAUGCAAUUGAUGCUUCAGCAACAAGCUUCGAUGCAGCGAUUGAUCCUUCAGCAACAAGCUUCUCUCUAUCAACCGGGUGUUCUCGCUGCCCCUCCCCAGACAGAGCCUAUCUUCAGUGGAAAUCUGCCACCAUCCUUUGAUUCAAGUGCAUGCUGCAGUGUGUUGGUUUGGAACAUUCACCCCCAAGUCACUGAUCCACUUCUUCAAGAAGUUUUCUCAAGAACCGGUAUUAUUGCAAGAUGCCAGCUAAUUCGUCAGGAGAAGUCUUCCUACGGCUUUGUGGAUUACUAUGAUCGAAGAUCAGCUGCUCUUGCUAUUGUCACCCUUAAUGGGCUUCAUCUUUUUGGACUACCUAUCAAAGUUAAUUGGGCACAUGCGAGCAGCCUAAGAGAGGACAAGAUGAAUCAUCACAACAUAUUUGUUUGGGAUUUGGUCCCUGAGGUUACAGACGCUACAUUGUUCGCAUGCUUCUCUCAUCAUACCUGCUCAGAUGCUAGAGUAAUGUGGGAUAAGAAGACUGGGCGUUCCAGGGGUUUUGGUUUUGUUUCAUUUAGAAGCCAACAGGAUGCACAAACUGCGAUCAAUGACCUAGAUGGAAAAUUGCUUGGAAGUAGACAGAUUCGCUGUAAAUGGGCCCCAAAAGGUUCUAUAGGCAGUGAUGACGACGAGCCAAGCCCGUAUGCUAAGAGUGCUGUGGACCUCACCAAUGGAUCAUCUGAAGACGGUCAAGAGAAGAAGACAGAUGACCAUACUUCGGAGACCAACCCUCAGGUUGAUGGACCAUUUGAUUAUUGUUAUUGUGGAGCUCCUGUGUCAAGGCUAACUGCUUGGACUCAUGAAAAUCCGGGUAGAAAAUUCAUUGCUUGCAAGUACUAUGAUCGAGAAAUGGACGCUAGGAGAUGCAAUUAUUUUAUGUGGCUUGAUUUGGAUAGCACUGCAUGGCAGAGGGAUGUCAUAAACCACCUGUUAGUAGAAAAAAGAUUAUUAGAAAAAAGAUUGAUGAAAAUUGAGAUGAAUGUUAUGAUGAAAAAGAUUGAAGAGUUUGAGCUAGCCAAGAAGGAGGUUGAUGAAUGAGGUGGGAAAGGAUAAUAGGCAUGGUGGAGCCGAACAUAUGGUACUUCUCAUGGGUUGCUUGAUGUGUUACUUAGUUGCAUUAGUGGUUUUAUUCAAGUAGUAUUAGGAUAAUAAUUGCAUUAGUGGUAAGAAUUUAGGAUGUUAUGAUCGAAUCCUUUUGUGUGAUGUUGGAAAAAUAUAGUUGUCUUUGAAUGGAAUCAAUGAACGAAUAUGAUUGUCUUA
This is a messenger RNA of Spinacia oleracea (spinach), 1482 nucleotides long. Its product is annotated as oligouridylate-binding protein 1. Gene Ontology annotation, molecular function: mRNA binding; zinc ion binding. The transcript is spliced from 11 exons. Bases 169 to 1260 code for a protein of 363 amino acids. Lineage: Eukaryota; Viridiplantae; Streptophyta; Magnoliopsida; Caryophyllales; Amaranthaceae. The record is from RefSeq and is a predicted model, not a curated record.